AUGCAGAAGCUGGGACUUUUGAAUGCCAUCAAGGCUCGCGCCGUUGCCGAGGACGGCAUCGCCUUUGUUGACGCCCGCUCUGGCAAGCGGUGGGCUGUGUUUGGAAAGAACGACUCAGGCAAGGGCCGACAGGCCUUUACCAGCGAGUAUGAAAUCAUGCGAGGUGAUCUUGUGGACGUGAUAUACCAAGCUACUCUUCAGCAAGCACGCAUUGCAAGGGCUCAAGGAGGUCUGACAUACAAAUUCGGCACGUAUGCGACAGAUAUACAACAGUUCGAAGACGGCGUGAGCGUGACACUCUCUGACGGGAAGGUGGAGAGAUUUGACUUGGUAGUCGGAGCGGACGGCCAGUCUUCCAAGACUCGACGACUUACCUUCGGCCAGGACUUAAGCAGCGAGGUCUUCGAGUUCUCCGGGGAGGGAGGCCUUCCGCUCAAGGAUACCUCGGAAUUAUGGGAAAUGCUUCAUCCUGGCGAGGCUUAA
This is a messenger RNA of Colletotrichum chrysophilum, 483 nucleotides long. RefSeq lists its product as uncharacterized. The record is from RefSeq and is a predicted model, not a curated record. The transcript has 2 exons. Bases 1 to 483 code for a protein of 160 amino acids. Lineage: Eukaryota; Fungi; Ascomycota; Sordariomycetes; Glomerellales; Glomerellaceae.